Messenger RNA from Effrenium voratum, 1743 nucleotides. NCBI's taxonomy places the organism in Eukaryota, Dinophyceae, Suessiales, Symbiodiniaceae. The record is from the annotation of a GenBank genome assembly.
AUGGGGAAUUGCCAGCGGCGGCCAGCGCGACAAGAAGCCAAAAGAGCAGCUGGACGCUCUGCAGGGGGAGUGACGGCUCAGCACACGGUGGAGGUGGGAGCAACUGUGCGAGUGGCGGAAGGCAAAUACAGAUCCUGCGUCGGUGUCGUAACGGCUGUCAAGCACGGCAGCGUUUGGGUGAAGUUCGAGCAGAAGGUCGUGAACUUCGAUCUGUCUCGCGUGCAGGAGAGCUACUCUGAGUGCGACACCCAGAGCGAUGUGUCCGACCUCACCCCCCGAAGCGACGAGUGCAGUCGCCGAAGUGACUGGGAGGCUGACAGAGAUGGCCAGGAUGUCAUGAAGUCGACCUUCCUCGAGGAGUUCUUCAAGGAGGAUUUACAGAGCAGGACGUCGGAGUUCAGUGGAAACUGGCAGAGCCCGGGCCAACACAUCAAGCAAGGAGGCAAGCGCUUUGAGCUGGUCUCGGCGAAGGAUCCAAGCAAUAACAAGCCUGGCCAGCAGGGCUACAAGAAGAAUAGGAUUCACUUCUUGUACUUGGCAGCUGAUUCCUUCCAGUGCGCCCAGUUGCGGCUCGAGAGACUCGCGGACUUUGCGUCGCUUUCGGUGGCGGAGAAGUGCGCGGCACGGCUGGAGCUCCUGCAGAGCCGCGGGAAGGUCUGCUGGAGGAGGGCAGACAUCUUCGAGUGGAUUACUGAGCCUGUGGAUUCGGCUGCGUCUGGCGGCUGUGGCUUCAUCUCGCUGCAUCUGCUGCGGGACUUGGUGGGCAAAGCCGCUGGCGUCUCCGUGACCAGCGUGCAGGUGCGCGUGGUUGGCCCACAGCUGGGCGUGAUCAAAGGACUUCUAACCUGGAAGCCGGGCAUCGAUGUCAUCCAGGUGCCCCCGUCCAUGCGGAAGGUGCCGCCUUCCAAGACCUGCCACGACGACUGGGCGUGCAUUACGGUAAUGGAUACCUUCCCCGGCAAUCUGGCGAAGAAGCUGCCGAACCAAACGGCGUUCGGGGGCCGGCCCAGCCUGUGGCAGCCCAAGGAUGUGAGUGACAUGCUGGAACUCCUGCUUUCGUGCCACGGAGUGCCAAGCCAGUUCCUGGCAAGUUACAAGAAGCAGAAGCAGCGGCCGGAGGCCUGGAUGGUGGGCGUGGCGGAUCCCAGCGGCGCCAUACCUGCUGGCCACAUCUUCUUACCAGGACUCUACCAGCACGUCACCGACGUCUUCGUGGUCCGCUCUCCUUGCUGGCGCCCCUGCGACGGCCGGAUUUUGCCGGUGCUGCGGACCAAGCCGCGCGCGAUGAGCGCGAGGGAUUGGGAGCACCUGACCAGCAGGCCCUUCGGGGAGGUGAUCUUCGCGAAGAGCCCGGCUUUGCCGGAGUCCAUCGCAAACGGGGACUUGGAUGGGGACCGGUAUUGGACGUGUUGGGACCCCACUGUGGUGUCCACCGCGAAGCCGCAGCAGCUGGUUGCGCAGCCCAAGGCGCCGAGUGCUUCCCACGGCCGCGAUCGCGGAUGGCUGCUAAAAGCGCAAGAGGCGAUGCUGGAUGCGAAGGGCUGGCGUCACAUCUUCUGGCUGGCGGGAAGACUGUGCAACCAUGGCCGGACAUGGGCCAAGAAAUCCGCAGAAGGGCUGCGGCACCCGGUCGCACGCGAGUGCUUCGAUUUGUUCCUCGAUGUUAUCGACAACAAACGGCACGGGGGCAGCGUGGACCUGCCGCAGCACUUGCGGCGUGAUCUUCGAUGGAAGUUCGACUGA